CGAGCGUCAUGUGACAUAAAGGCGGAAGCUAAACAAAGUAGCAUAAAAUCCAGGACAGACGGUUCCAAAUAUUUUUCGUCAUUUGUUAUCUGUGCGUACAGCAUAUUAGUACAUGGUGAGUCAUGUCUUCAAGCCAUGCAAAGGAGUCCAGCUUUUUGGGAGGCAGGAUACCACCAGAAAUCGAGUCAAUGUCGAAAAACCUGAAGGAUGUGGACCAAGAGUUGUUCAGAAAAAUACUGAAAGCGGUGGUCAGUGCCCUGGAGGGGAAGGACUGCAGAGAGGUGAUGAAGACGAUAGCAGAGAGCAGCACCAUCCCCCAGGAGAGGCUCAGUCACAUCGUCGCUGGGAUGUACAGAUUGCUGUCUGAGGCCACCCGCAUCCCCACAGCAUCACUUAAACAGGAGGCCUUCAAAGAAGAUCUCCGAGAACUGAGGAUACCUGAAGACUUCAUCACAGAUUUCUCCAGUGUGGUUUUUGGUAGUCGACGGGCAGCUUUAGAGGCAGCCACCUCCCAGAAUGAUCCUCACCUCCCCAAAGUAGAAGCCUUUAAAUGGAGAGUGGAUGUUACUAUUUCUACAAGCUCUUUAGCCAGGGCCCUGCAGCCUUCAGUUCUGAUGCAGAUGAAACUAUCAGACGGGAGCUUUCACCGCUUUGAGGUGCCUGUGUCUAAAUUCCAUGAUCUCCGUUACAACGUGGCUCUAAUUCUCAAAGAGAUGAACGAUCUGGAGAAGAGGAGCAUUCUCAAAAUCCAAGACUGAUUUAUUUAAACUGUCCUCACUGCUUAGUUUUUCAUAUUCAGUGGAUUUUUGUAAAUUGCACCAAAUGCCGCUCAUUUGAAAUAUGUUAUGAAAGAUAAAAAUAAUCUGCCUGUCAUGACGUUAUGAUUUGAUGGUGUUGGCAUCCAACAUACUUGACUGUUAACAAUUUGCAAAAUAAUACGAAUAGUCAGCCAGCUGGCUGCACCACAGGAGUACCUAAUGACCAGACUGAAGACUCAAGACAGUGUCCUGUGUCGCAGCCUAUAUUUAGCACCAAACCUAUACAUUCAGACUGUAUCACUCUUUCAGUUCCUCUGUAAACUGUAUAGAUUGGCAGCAUUCAGUUCAGUGGUUGUUGGGAGACAGCUGCAAAUCCUCCAUUGUGCCAAAACUCAAAUGCAGUCAAGUGAGCACUCAGGCGCUCACUUAUUAAGUGGCCACUUUAACUGGUGUCAUGUGAUCUGGUCUGUUGUUUGAGAGUGAAUGCUUCUGAAUCAUGGGGAUGUGCAAGUCAAAGAAUGCACAGGGUGAUUCUUUUUUUUCCUCUCAUGUUUUUAUACAUGUAAUUCAAACCAGUGACACAACAAUGUGUUUAUUGUUUGGGUUGUAGCACUGUUGUAUUAAAGUUAAUAUGAUGAUUUGUC
Micropterus dolomieu (smallmouth bass) is the source of this 1402-nucleotide messenger RNA. RefSeq names its product COMM domain containing 5 (gene commd5). The coding region runs from base 123 to 758 and encodes 211 amino acids. NCBI's taxonomy places the organism in Eukaryota, Metazoa, Chordata, Actinopteri, Centrarchiformes, Centrarchidae. The record is from RefSeq and is a predicted model, not a curated record. Gene Ontology annotation, cellular component: nucleus. The transcript has 7 exons.